Nymphaea colorata (pocket water lily) is the source of this 2604-nucleotide messenger RNA. RefSeq names its product preprotein translocase subunit SCY2, chloroplastic. Gene Ontology annotation, cellular component: plastid envelope; membrane. The transcript is spliced from 14 exons. NCBI's taxonomy places the organism in Eukaryota, Viridiplantae, Streptophyta, Magnoliopsida, Nymphaeales, Nymphaeaceae. Gene Ontology annotation, biological process: chloroplast organization; protein localization to chloroplast; thylakoid membrane organization. The coding region runs from base 190 to 1974 and encodes 594 amino acids. Gene Ontology annotation, molecular function: transmembrane protein transporter activity; signal sequence receptor activity. The record is from RefSeq and is a predicted model, not a curated record.
UUAGUUCAAGAAGGCCCUCUCCCUUUUCCCGCGAGUGACUCGUAGCAGUGUAGAUAUUUACAGGGAUGACCCAAUGAUCCCUCGUCGAAUUGUAACCCUCGUUUCUUAUUGCCGAUUUUUCAGCCGGCGACGAAGCUUAUCUAAUGCCGUAUCUCUUUGAGGGCAGAGGUUCAAGGGUUUUGCGUGUUGAUGAUGCUUUCGGGUGUUAGAUGGUACUGCACCAGCACCAACGACAACGUUUUCGAAAUGCAGGCGAGCUGUCGACCGUGGCACGUCUCCCCCGCCGCUUCUCUGCCACGCAGGAGAAUUCCAGGUGCGAAGAAAUUGCAGGUUCCCCAUUCAAGGCUUUCUUUGCAUGCGAGCCUCUGUUGUUCUGGGGAGCUCCUACCAUCAGCAUCGUUCAAUGGACAUUCGAUAUUUAAACCAGAAUACAUGCAAUCAAAGAAGCCAAAAAAGUUUGUUGUUUUUUCCACUGAACAUUCUUCGGAAGGCUGCUUGAAAGAUCCGACGCUCUUGCAAUCGUCUCAGUCCGAAUCAAGUUCAGAAGUGAUCAAUGAGGAAGAAAGCUCGACUGUUGCGCUCGAUGAGAUUGAAUUUCCUUCGCUUCCAGUAAAACCUGCUCGAUACAAAAAUAGACUGUUGAAUUUUGUUCGCAUUGGAUCUCUGGUUAAUGAUGCUGCUGAAUCAUUUUUCAAAAGUGAAAUACGUCGGAGGUUGUUUGUGACUGCCGUGUUGAUCGUAGCCAGUCGGAUUGGCUAUUUCAUUCCUUUGCCUGGGUUUGAUAGAAGAUUAAUUCCCAAAGAUUACCUUAGUUUUGUUUCUAAUUCUGUAGAGGAGCUUGGUGAUUUCACUGGAGAACUUAAGCUUUCACUUUUUCAGCUUGGGAUUAGUCCACACAUAGCGGCAUCCAUUCUCAUGCAGGUACUCUGCCACCUUGUCCCUUCCUUAGUGAAGCUGCGCAAAGAGGGCUUAGAUGGUCAUGAGAAGAUCAAAAGCUAUAUAUGGUGGAUUGCAUUGGGCUUUGCGAUAUUGGAGGGUGUGGUUGUUGCAUGCUCAUCACUUCAAUAUUCUAUCUAUGCUGCUACUAGCAGGAUAAGCCAUGUUGCAGUGACUACUUGCCUGUUGGUUUUUGGGGCAAUGAUAACAACAUGGAUUUGUGAUAAAAUAUCGGAAGCAGGGUUUGGUCAGGGAUCGUCACUGCUAAUAUGCAUUGGUAUAUUGACUGGCUAUACAGAGACUUUACACAAGAUGAUAACACAGGUUUUAGGGAGCACUAUGAACUGGUGGCCUUAUAUGUUUGCUGUAGUGGUACUCUUUACCAUCGUGACUAUGUGGGCAGUAUUAGUUACAGAGGGUUGUCGGAAGAUCAGGUUGCAGUACUAUGCUUUCAAGCUUGCACCUUCUUCUAGGGAUGAUUCAUCAAUUGCUGAGGUGGAGCCUUACAUACCUCUCAAUAUUAAUCCGGCUGGGAUGCAGCCUGUACUCACUACUUCCUAUCUAUUGGCUGUUCCAAGCAUUCUUGCAGUUGUUCUUGGUUCAUCAUUUUGGGAAAAAGUGAAAGAGAUUUUAAGCCCUGGAGCCCCUGGAGCGAAGCCAUGGAUUUUCUACACAGUUUAUGCAUUUCUUGUGUUUGUUUUCAACAUUUUUGAUAUUGCUAAUAUGCCAAAGGAGAUUGCAGAUUACAUGACCAAGAUGGGUGCUAGAAUUCCAAAUGUAAAACCUGGAAAGGCUAGUGUAGAGUAUUUGACAAAGAUACAAGCUUCCACCCGAUUCUGGGGGGGAUUACUACUGAGCAUCUUGGCCACUUCAUCCACCAUGCUUGAUCAUUAUUUAAGGCGUAUCAACGAGGGGUUUGCCAUUGGUUUCACAUCAGUUCUUAUAAUUGUUGGUUCCAUCAUAGAACUGAGAAGAUCCUAUCAAGCAUAUAACGUGAUGCCGUCACUGAAUGAAGUUCUGAAGCGCUAUGGUGUGUAGUUUUCUGGAUCUACCUUUCAGGGGAACAUGUACACUUGAACUAGAGAACAGGUGGUCGAUUGGCAUAUGUAUGUAUUGGUAAGACAGGUUGGUGGAAAGGGUAACGGCUCGACUUGCCUGAGAAUCCAUUUUCUGAACGGAGGUUAACCUAUACUAACUUGCCUCGGGAGUCGCUGCAUCAUGAGCCGUGAAGCUUCUCAGGCAGAUGUUUCCGUUCCUUCCCAUAGGCUGUAUUUACUGCAAAUAGAGGAGCGUUACAGUCCACAGAAAUCAGCUUACUUUUUAUCCUAGAAAGUUCAGCUUAUGAUGCUCGCCGUUCUAAAAUGUCGGUGGGUAACCCUCCGUUCUUCAGAAAGUGACUGGCAACACACGUGCGGUAGUAACCUUGUUACUCCCGACUGCUUGCAACCUAGUCGGUUCGUUAGAUCAAGUAGAAAGGAACCAUGGAGUAUGCUUACGGAUUUUUCAAUUCCCGGCUGGAAGUUUUUGCAAAUCUGACACUGUAGACCGUAUCCCUGUUCUAAAUUAGGAAAUCUCUCGAACUAUAUGCAGAAAUUGCAAUUUGCUAUCCUCUUUUCAUGUAAAGCACUAUGGAAAUUUAAGAUUACCAUUCCGAAUUUUUCGCAGCUA